AUGGUUUUUCAUUGGUCAAAUCCUAGAGAUUCUUAUAUUUGGAAUUGGAAUUUCGAUUGUUGGUUGCACUUGCCUUCGUUAUUUUACGGUAAGCGAAAAUUUGAGGUUAAAGCCAAAUUGGACCUGGUGGUAGUAUUAUCAAUUUCUGAUGUAAAGAAAGCAAAAGAUGAUAAAGACUUGCCAGGAGAAGCUCUAUACGAGAACCCCGGG
Molecule: messenger RNA, 210 nt
Organism: Acaulospora morrowiae
Lineage: Eukaryota; Fungi; Glomeromycota; Glomeromycetes; Diversisporales; Acaulosporaceae
Source: the annotation of a GenBank genome assembly